Molecule: messenger RNA, 3039 nt
Organism: Cercospora beticola
Lineage: Eukaryota; Fungi; Ascomycota; Dothideomycetes; Mycosphaerellales; Mycosphaerellaceae
Source: RefSeq, a predicted model, not a curated record
AUGAUGGGGCGGUAUCGAUUCCUGUCGUUGACGGCGUUUCUGGCCACUUCUCAGGCCAUCUGGCAGGAGGCCACGAUCAAUUUCGAAGGGCACGGCUUGGAAUUGGCUGCUCCGGGCUCUUCUCCUCAAAUUCAAUGUGCUGAUAACGACUCUCCAGGCGUGCUGAAGGCUUGCAAUGACCUUGCCGCAGACUUUGGUCGCGUAACAGGAAGCAAUGGUGGCUUACGUUUGGUCGCCGGAGACGAAGCAGGUCGAUCCAACACAAGUUUGAUCCUGGCUGUCAACAACAAGACUUCAUUCGAGCUUGAAAGCGCGUCUGCUACUGGUGCAACGGUCAUUGCAGGCACAAUUGGCCACUCUCACGUCAUCGACGACUUGGUUCAGCGAGGUGUCAUCGAUGUCAGUGAGAUACAGGAUGACUGGGAGUCGUACAUUUCAGUUCUCGUGGACAACCCAAUCGACGAUGUAGCGCAGGCUUUGGUCAUCGCAGGUUCUGAUAGGCGUGGCACCAUCUUUGGUAUCUACAGCAUCUCCGAACAAAUUGGUGUCUCGCCUUGGCACUUUUGGGCAGAUGCCCCUGGCCAGAAGCAUGAUCAAAUCUACGCGAGCAACGUCUCCGUGACCCAAGGACCGCCGUCUGUCAAGUAUCGAGGUAUCUUCAUCAAUGAUGAGGCCCCAGGCCUCACUGGCUGGAUCAUGGAUAAUUUCCCACCGGGCGAGUAUGGACCCGGCUUCAACGCUGAAUUCUACUCAACCGUUUUCGAGCUGCUGCUCCGACUACGAGCAAACUACCUGUGGCCAGCCAUGUGGAACAGCAUGUUUAAUGUCGACGAUCCGAGGACCCAGCCACUUGCCAACGACUAUGGCAUCGUCAUGGGUACUUCACACACUGAACCGAUGACCAGGGCAACAAAAGAGUGGACCGAGUUCGGCGAGGGCGAGUGGUUCUGGGGUACCAAUAACGCCUCCAUAUACGAGUUCUUCGUCGACGGCAUAGAGCGAAGCCAGAACUACGACAAUGUAGUCACUGUCGGCAUGCGAGGGUAUCACGACACUCCCAUCAGCGAUGACAUCCAGACCGAGCUACUCGAGGCUGUCGUUGCUGCUCAGACUGAGAUUCUGGAAAGGUUCCAUGGCGACGCGUCAACAGUGCCUCAAUUGUGGUGUCUUUACAAGGAAGUUCAGGGCUACUAUGAACAAGGAAUGCAGGUCCCAGAUUAUAUCACACUGCUCUGGGCUGAGGACAACUAUGGAAAUAUCAGGCGUCUCCCUGUUGGAAAUGAGACGGCACGCAGUGGAGGAGCUGGCGUGUACUAUCACUUUGACUACGUCGGCGAUCCCCGAAACUACAAGUGGAUCAGCACGACCAAGUUGACCAAGACUUGGGAGCAGAUGAGGCUCGCAUAUGAGAGGCAGGCGCGAGAAAUCUGGGUUGUCAAUGUUGGAGAUCUCAAGCCUGUGGAACUACCUAUCAGCCACUUUCUCGACAUGGCAUACGAUAUCUCACGAUUCGACAAGGACAGUACACCAGCAUACCUGCAACAAUGGGCAGCUCGUGAGUUCGGACAAGAUGUGGCUGCAGAAACUGCCGAGGUGAUGUACGCCUACGGGAAGCUAUCGAGCCGCCGCAAAUUCGAACUGGUGGAUCCUAGCACAUAUAGCAUCCUCGACUACAGCGAGGCAGAUCGCGUCCUCGAAGAGUGGCGUGACGCUCAACGCCAGGCUCAAGCCAUCUAUGACAGUUUAUCAGAUGAUGCGAAGCCGGCAUUCUUCGAACUGGUCUACCAUCCAGUCACGGCCGGAGCCAACUACCACGACAUCAUGAUUUCUGCCGCCCUCAACAAUUUGUACGCAGAUCAGGGCCGCAACAGCGCGAACGACAUUGCAGAUCGUGUUCGAGAGCUUUUCACGAAGGAUCAGCAAUUAACAAAGCAAUAUCACGAAUUGCUCGACGGCAAAUGGAAUCACAUGAUGGACCAAACGCAUAUCGGCUAUUCCUACUGGCAGCAGCCUAUGAGACAGGUACUCCCACCAUUGAGAUACGUGGCCAGUAUGGAGCGCUCGCUUGUCGGCGACAUGAAGGUUGCCAUUCAAGGAUCAAAUGCCUCAGUCCCUGGGGAUGAUCGCUGGCACAGCCUAGGUUCGAAUGCGCUGACCAUGAAUCCUUACAAUCGCUACGGCCAAGCACAAUGGAUCGACAUCUUCCAGGUUGGCACGCUACCAUUUGAGUGGUCCAUAAGUGCCAAUGCGACCUGGCUAAACUUCUCGCAGAGCUCUGGCUCUCUGGCUCCUGAGGAUCCAGAUGUCCGUGUUUGGGUCAAUGUCGACUGGGAGAACGUCCCUGAUGAGGUGCAUCACCUUGUUCAGGUCAACAUCUCCAGAUCGGAGGACAAUUCCACACAAUACCUUCAGCAAGCUCUGUACGGCGCGCAGUUCAACAUGCCUCAGCUAUGGCUCAACAUUAACAAUACUCGAAUUCCAGAUGAUUUCACGAACGGCUUCGUAGAGAGUGACUCGGUCUUGUCGAUCCAGCUGGAGCACUGGAGCGAGAUUGUCAACAGUUCCGAUGCCGUCACAUACGAAGUCAUCCCUAGCCUCACAAAGACAGGCAGCGGUGUUACGCUGUCGAACGUCACGGCCAACUCGCAGGACGUUGCUGCUGGCCCUGCUCUGCGAUACAAUCUCUACACUUUCACUGAAGGCAUCAACAGCACCAAUAUCACGAUACUCACUACGCCUUCUCUCAACACGAAUCCAACACGGCCGCUUCGAUACGCCGUCCAGCUUGACGACGAAGAGGUCCAAACUGUCCAGCCUGUAGUCGAUCAGCCCAAUGGUCAGAACCCGAAAGGCUGGUUGCAAGCUGUUGCGGAUAUGGCAUGGAAGAACACUUUGACAUUCGCAUAUUCGGGUCCCGGAGAACAUACGCUGACGAUCUGGGCACUGGAGCCAGCGUUAGUUCUAGGAAGUGCUUGGGUGGAUCUUGGUGGCUUGAAGCCGAGCUAUUUGGGCCCGCCAGAAAGCUUCAGAGUUGCUUGA